Molecule: messenger RNA, 1182 nt
Organism: Musa acuminata AAA Group (dessert banana)
Lineage: Eukaryota; Viridiplantae; Streptophyta; Magnoliopsida; Zingiberales; Musaceae
Exons: 6
Coding region: 95-961 (288 amino acids)
Biological process (GO): vesicle-mediated transport
Cellular component (GO): membrane; Golgi apparatus
Molecular function (GO): small GTPase binding
Source: RefSeq, a predicted model, not a curated record
GUUCAAGUCAGGUCCGAGGGAGUUGCGUUUUCGUAAGGGAAAGGCCAGCGCAGAAUAAUUCGUAGGGUAGGGAAGUGAAGAGGAAGGGGAGAAGAUGAUGUCCGGUUACACCUCCAUUGACAACCAGAAGGUUGCCGGCUCCGUUCCUGCUGCUGCUCCUGCCAACUCCGGCCCCGAUCGCAUCGCCACCGUCAGAUUCACAGAAUCCAAUCUCCAAACCUUUCCGCCUUCUUCGGAGACCCAGGGCAAGAUCUCCGUCGUCUUCCGCCCUCUUUCCGAUGCCGACGACACCUUCUCGAAGCCGGCUUCAGGUGGCUCCAGCGAGUCUCAGCCGACCGGGUGGAUGCAGUCGCUCACGGUGGGCGCUUACAAACCCUACUUUGAUGUCGAUACUUCCGACGUUUUGGAAAGGAUCAGAGACUCCCUCUUCCCUUUCAGGGGAAACUUCACUGAGAAGACGGCAGACAACCCCGACCUGUAUGGACCUUUCUGGAUAUGCACAACUUUGAUUUUUGUAGCAGCUGCCAUUGGCACUUUCGUUACUUAUGUAGCACACAAAUUGGAAAAGAAAGAGUGGGACUAUGACAUUAAUUUGGUCAAUUGGUCUGCCGGUUUAUUUUAUGGUUAUGUUAUCUUUGUUCCUCUUGGUUUAUACGUUAUUCUCAAGUACUUCUCAGUACCAUCUGGCCUUGUUCAACUUUGGUGUCUGUAUGGAUACUCUCUGUUUAUAUUCAUUCCUGCCUCGUGCCUGUCUAUUGUACCUGUGGAGAUAUUCAGAUGGGUGAUUGUAGGUGGUGCUGGAUUCAUGUCCGCGGCUUUUGUUGCCAUGAAUCUUCAUACGCACAUCAAAUCUGCUGGAGAGAGAUGGUUUCUAAUCGUCGCCGGAAUAUUUCUGUUGCACUUGGCUCUUGCUGUGGUUUUGAAGCUCUACUUUUUCACCGUAACCGUAGGAGCAAAUUAAGGCCCUCUUUUCUUUACCUUUCAUUCAUGUAAAAAUUCAUCUCGGAUACAAGCUAGCUUCUCUAAUCCAACAUUAGUCUUUGAUCUUCUAGUUCAGUAACUGUGUUAUUCUGUACCGAGUUGCAUUCCUUUUACAACAUUAUACCGAGUUGCAUGAUUGAUUUGUCGGUGUCUAUAUGUCAUAUCCUCACCACCAUUAUAAUGCUCAAUUGUUUUGUUAGA